Molecule: messenger RNA, 899 nt
Organism: Ostreobium quekettii
Lineage: Eukaryota; Viridiplantae; Chlorophyta; Ulvophyceae; Bryopsidales; Ostreobiaceae
Source: the annotation of a GenBank genome assembly
GAAGUCUGUACCCCAGCAAGAGUGUUACUAUCGAUGUCAUGGUCACCAACAACACCGACAUGUGUGAGGCAUGGGCCGAGGAACAACUCAGGAAAGGUACCACACUCUACGGGUUUGAAACCAAAUGGUGGACAUACCUGGAGCGUGGGGCUUACUAUUCUGACAGCUAUCCUGAACAAUGGGCAGAGCUUGCAUUGUUUCAACUGGCAGCGGGUAGCAAGGUGUUACUGGUGCAGCCACUGGACAUGCCUGUGGAGAAGCUGGGUCCCAGAUUCCGACAGAUACUCAAGCACAAGAGAUUAAAGAAGGCUGGAUAUGGUGUGAUGCCGAAGUCACGGGCUAUGAAGAUGUGUGAAGUGCCUAUCCAUGGUGUACACGACCAUUUUGAAGUGUUGAAAAGGACGCUGCAGAUGAGCUCCAAAAAUGAUCUGCCCAAGAAGGUGGCACAACAGGAUUUUGCAGGAUUGACCCAGUCAUGCCUUGGACUUCAGCUUUCCCCCGAGUUUCUCCUACAAGGGCAUUGGGAGGCGGAGAACCUGGGCGAAGAUCAGAUGGAGUUUGCGGCCAAAGAAGCCUUUGCUGCCUGGGCCCUCUAUGGCGUGCUGUCACGGAUGACGCCCGAUCUGGUUGAGGAGUGGGCCAGCUGGAUACCCCAAGCUUACACUGAAGGUUGGAUUAGUCAACAGAAGAAGGCACGGAAACAGAUGCUUGCAGAGAAAGCAGUGCUGUUGCCUUAUGUGCGGGAGGCCGAGGAAAGGAAAAGGAAAAGGAAGUCGCCAUCGCGCACAGCGAAAGACGCAUCAGUUGAUCUUCUGCACGAUAUAGCAGGGGACCUCAUAAACGACUCAGUCUUCGACCAUGACACCCUAUUGUUCCAAACUCGUGGCGAUGCGAUGUGA